AAGGUUUUGAGUGGCCAAUAAUAUACCCAUUCAAUUGUCCCACAUCGUCCAGCUCUCUUUAACAAAUCUCUUCUCAACUUCUUUCCACCACUCAAAUUUCUUUUCAUUUCACACAAUUGCCCUCCACACCUCUCUGUCUCUCUCUCCUAGCUAGCUAGGCUGCAAAGACAUGAACAACUUUACAACCAAAAUUUUCACAAAAUCAGCCCUCUUUUUACUCUUCUUCCUUUCCCAAUUGAUUCUAGGAUUCCAUGCAGCCCAUAUUGACGAGUUUACUCCGACGGCUGGAAUAUUCCUGCCGGUCGGUCUAACGGAGUACCGAUCGAUAGAAGUGGAGCCUACGGCUGCAGGCAGCGGGAGCGGAGGGCGGCGGAAGCUGGCGCCAUUCCAGCUAUGUCUGCUAUGCAAAUGCUGCGCGGGCCCCAUCUGCGCCUCUAUGCCAUGCUGCUUCGGCAUCGACUGCCAUCUCCCCAACAAGCCCUUCGGAGUCUGCGCUUUCGUCCCCAAAACCUGCAACUGCACCUCCUGCGCCAGUGCUUAACCAAUUAUAUAUCAAAUCAAAAAUUAUAAUAUGAUUAAGUGUGCCUUAAUUAGUUGAAACUUAUGAUUAGGGUUACUCCGAAAUUUCGAUAUAAAAGAAGGUUUUUUUUUAUAUUAAGGACCAAUUUAUACGUGGAUUUGAUUUUCAAAUCUGGUGUGUGAGAAGAUAUUGUUUUGAUUAUGCUAAACAACAAAUGCCAACCAUGGCUUGUCAGAGAUGUGCAAAAUUUGAAAAAAAAAAAAAAAAAAAAAGGCUUGACGAACGUGACAUAGGAAAAAAAGUGUUGUACCGACCACGUGGGACAACUGGCAGUAAUGUAUACUUGCUGAAGAGAUUAUGUAUAGAUAGUUAUAAACAUUUUUGUAUCUUUGAUUGAUCUAUUGUAUUAGUGGUUCAUGAAUUAAUAAUACAGUGAAGUGACUUAA
Morus notabilis is the source of this 966-nucleotide messenger RNA. RefSeq lists its product as uncharacterized. The transcript is spliced from 2 exons. NCBI's taxonomy places the organism in Eukaryota, Viridiplantae, Streptophyta, Magnoliopsida, Rosales, Moraceae. The coding region runs from base 170 to 541 and encodes 123 amino acids. The record is from RefSeq and is a predicted model, not a curated record.